AUGCCUUUCACAGCUUCCGACAUCUGCAAGAUCAUCUUCGCCUUCAUCCUGCCUCCUCUGGGUGUCUUCCUGGAGCGCGGAUGCGGCGCCGACUUGCUGAUCAACAUCUGCCUGACCAUCCUGGGUUGGAUCCCCGGUAUCAUCCACGCGCUGUACGUCAUCCACCUCCCCCGGCCGUCUUUUGAUUCUCAGCAACCACCCCUGCUAACGAUGCGUAGGUACAUCAUCCUUAAAUACUAG
Penicillium lagena is the source of this 240-nucleotide messenger RNA. Its product is annotated as YqaE/Pmp3 family membrane protein. Lineage: Eukaryota; Fungi; Ascomycota; Eurotiomycetes; Eurotiales; Aspergillaceae. Gene Ontology annotation, cellular component: membrane. The transcript has 2 exons. The coding region runs from base 1 to 240 and encodes 79 amino acids. The record is from RefSeq and is a predicted model, not a curated record.